AUGACUAACUCUACCAUAGUGACUGAAUUCCUACUUACAGGAUUUUCUGAUGUGUGGGAGAUCAGAAUUUUGCUAACCAUGCUAUUUCUACUGAUGUACUUGGCUACUCUAAUGGGAAACCUUCUCAUUGUCACAGCAAUCACCACUGACCAUAGUCUUCAUGAACCGAUGUACUUCUUUCUUUGGAAUCUGUCUGUCCUGGACAUGUGUUACAUAUCUGUCACUGUACCCAAGGCAUGUGUCAUCUUCUUAUUUAACAAUAGGGUGAUCACCAAGUUUGGAUGUGCAGCUCAGAUCUUCCUCAUGUUUUCAUGUGCCUCUGCAGAAUUUGUGUUACUCACCAUCAUGGCCCGUGACCGCUAUGUGGCCAUCUGCCAGCCCCUCCACUACCAUGUGGUCAUGAACCCUCGUGUCUGCGUCCAGAUGUCACUGGCCUGUGUGAUAACUGGCCUGGCCUAUGCAGGUGUACACACUGGCAACACAUUCUGUUUGUCAUUCUGUCAAUCCAAUGUGAUCCAUCAGUUUUUCUGUGAUAUUCCCUCUCUGCUGAAGCUCUCCUGCUCUGACACCCUAAGUAACAAGAUUGCAAUUUUUUCAUCUGCAAUAAUAAUUUGUGGUGGCUGCUUUUCCUUCAUCAGCAUGUCUUAUAUUCACAUAUUUUCUACUGUUCUUAAGUUACCAACCAGAGCAGAACGAGGAAAGGCCUUUUCUACCUGCAUCCCUCACAUCCUCAUAGUUACAGUCUUUCUCAGCUCUGGUUCUGCUGUGUAUCUGAAGCCAACCUCCAACUCACUUUCAGUCCAAGACAUGAUCAUGUCUGUGUUCUAUUCCAUAGUUCCCCCAUUCUUGAAUCCUAUUAUCUAUAGUCUUAGAAACAAGCAGAUAAAGAAAGCUGUAAGUAGAAUUUUAAGAACAGCAGUUACUACAUUCAAGAAAACG
Chrysochloris asiatica (Cape golden mole) is the source of this 939-nucleotide messenger RNA. RefSeq names its product olfactory receptor 14C36-like. The record is from RefSeq and is a predicted model, not a curated record. Gene Ontology annotation, biological process: G protein-coupled receptor signaling pathway. The transcript has a single exon. Gene Ontology annotation, cellular component: membrane. The annotation marks the transcript as partial. Gene Ontology annotation, molecular function: olfactory receptor activity; G protein-coupled receptor activity. NCBI's taxonomy places the organism in Eukaryota, Metazoa, Chordata, Mammalia, Afrosoricida, Chrysochloridae.